Verticillium nonalfalfae is the source of this 1794-nucleotide messenger RNA. RefSeq lists its product as uncharacterized. Bases 1 to 1794 code for a protein of 597 amino acids. Lineage: Eukaryota; Fungi; Ascomycota; Sordariomycetes; Glomerellales; Plectosphaerellaceae. The transcript has a single exon. The record is from RefSeq and is a predicted model, not a curated record.
AUGUCGUCGUCAGACACCCUCAGCCUUAGCCUCGCCACGAUCCCAUCAGAAACGCUGGACCUCAUCUGCUCACACUUCUGCCUUCACUGCAACCGCGCUCACGCCGUCGACGCGCCCCUCGCCCUCAUUGACAAUGCCUUCGGCGACCAAAAGACUCUGUCGGCACUGAGUCGCACGUGCAGAUGCCUCCGCGCACACGCCCAGCCCGUGCUCUUCCACCUCUACCACGCCGCGCUGCCUCACACCAUCGCCGGCGACCGUCGCACGUUCCGCGCCCAGCUCUACAAUGCACGCUGCCAUUUCCGUGAGAAGCGUCUCCUCGCACUCUUCCUGCGCACGCUCCUCGACAGGCAGGAUCUCGCUGCCAGCGUGCGCGCUCUGGCACUAUACCAGGCUCCAUGGACAGGCCUGGUGCAGAUGACGCCCACUGGCAACGCCGGCGUGACCGAGAUGCGACAGCUGCAGAGCGAGCUGAUCGCAGACGUCACGGCGCGGAGCCGCCAGAGGUUACGCGACGACGACAGCGGUGGCGAUGGAGGAGGAUACCUGGCAGCGGGCGACGCCGCCGCCGCCGACCCGGGCGACAGCUCGCUCGAGCUGCUUCAGGACCUGACUGUCGCGCUCUGCGCUCCGUCCUUGGAUCAGCUCCUCAUCGAGCGCAUGAUGCGUCUCGACGAGCUCGCCGACGCGCACAGCGACUGGCGCGCCUGGUCUUAUGACCUGCCGCGCCUCACGUACCUCGCCUUCCCAGGCCUCCGGGCUGGCGGCGAGGAGACGUACUAUUACAAGGAGGCGCGGAACCUCGUGGCCCGAGCGCCGAACCUGCGUGUCCUCGUCGCGCCCGACUGCGAGGCCGAGUCGGAUCACUGGAUGGAGCAGCAGUACAGCGGCGUGCCGUGGGACCUGUCGCUGGCGCACCUCCGCAGGUUGUCCAUCAGCGGCAUCGAGCGCGGGCACCUACGUGCCGUCCUCGCUGGGUGUCCCGUUCUCGAGGACCUCGAGUACUUUUGCGAGGACACGGGGUUCGAGGAUGAUGUGCUGUGCCCCGGACAAGACCUCGCACUGGUGGUCAAGACGCUGCGCCGUCUGUGCUACUCUGUCAUCGGCAGGGAGAACAGUUCGUCCAUCAACGCCGAGCUCAGGAUUUUGGACGAGGAGCACUACCCCUCUUGGGCUGGCUUCCCUGCUCUCCAGACGCUCGAGAUUGAUCGCAUGCUCAUCUAUGGGCCGACUGAAGAGGCAGACAGCGACGACGAUGACAGUGAUGGCGGUGAUACUGAUAGCGACGACGAUAAAGAAGCAAGCAACAGUGACCAGGAGCAGCACCACACAGUCGAGCAAUCUACGUGGCCGAGUACUGCCCAUGAGCCACAAGACAGCCAGAACCCCGGCUCGCGACAGACCAAAAAGGAGCUACGCAAGAUGAGGCAGACGACCCCCGAGGACUUCCUUUCUCGCCUGCCGCCGUCCCUCGAGAUGCUCAGGAUCGGCCACAUCACGUCCUGGCCAGCCAUGUACAGAGAUGCCGUGGCGCUGGCAGACCAGGCGGCGCGCCGCUUCCCUUGCCUGCGGACUCUGCGGCUCGAAGUAGUCGAGAUGCUGCCGCCUCAGGACGAAAUCACAAGUCUCGUCAGCCUCUUUGAGGUGGCUGGCAUUUCUUGCUCCGUCACAGCUGUAGAGCGCCAGGGCCGUGAUUCUCGCGGUCUGCUGCCCCUCCGUCUCGCACAGAGUGGUCCGCAGGUGGUUUUAGACGAAGUCGAGGCCCGGGACAACGUCAACACGAACCGCACAUGA